This is a messenger RNA of Pseudozyma hubeiensis SY62, 900 nucleotides long. RefSeq lists its product as hypothetical. Bases 1 to 900 code for a protein of 299 amino acids. Lineage: Eukaryota; Fungi; Basidiomycota; Ustilaginomycetes; Ustilaginales; Ustilaginaceae. The record is from RefSeq and is a predicted model, not a curated record. The transcript has a single exon.
AUGAGCAGCUGCAAGCGUUCGAGCUCGUUUGAACGUCCUCUUCGCAUCCUUUGUACCUAUCUAUCGCUCGCGCAGCUGCUUCUACGUCUGCAUGACCGAGCCAUGAUGUCGUUCACCACCUUGCUAGCCAUCUGCCUAUCCUUGUCCCUAUGCGCUUCAUGCUACCCCUCUGAGCCAGCAACCCAGCAGCACGCGCCGCCGUCGACUCCACCCGUACCGUUUCCAACCGUCUAUUCACCUGUGGUGCUCGCACAACUCUGCGAAGAGCCCACCAGCUACUGCAUCUACGUCGAUCAGAUUCGUCCUGGAGCUGUUCGAGCUUCGCCUGUCAACGCCACGGAUGACCGUAAGCAAAACACCCUCUCAGUGUCAGCCUUUCCACAUCGACUUGUACUGACAAUCAUUUCUCUCCACUGCCUCGAUAUCGCUUUUGCAGAGGGAGCUUUCCUCUUCGAACGAGCAUCAUACAUGUCCCACCCGUUCCACGUCUGCUACGGCGGAUGCUGCAUUGAUCUCGACUUUGCCUCCAAGCCAGGUUGCGUCUCGAUGCGCUACUUCAACCGAAAGAGCAACGAGGCAGGUCAUUUGCUGGCUAGAUUUGCUGACAACGUCGAGCAGAUUUUGGGUCCGAGAGAGUAUAUGCAGAAGGAGUUGAUUGCUUGUCCGACAAAGGAUGAACCAGCUCUUCCGUAUGCUGUCAUCGGUGCGAGAGGUGGUCAAGGGAGACCAGAGCAGGAACAACAGGUGUCACACCUUCAGACGCAUCCGACUCAGGGAAAGGCCCAUGUACAACCACAUUCGGCUGGAGCAAAUGCUGCGCAGAACGGUGAUGGUGGGAAGAGCAAAGUCGAUCAUGAUUACUUUGACGACGUCACGGUACCCCUUGCCGACCUUGUCUAG